Sinocyclocheilus rhinocerous is the source of this 816-nucleotide messenger RNA. Its product is annotated as SH2 domain-containing protein 3C-like. The transcript is spliced from 2 exons. The record is from RefSeq and is a predicted model, not a curated record. Bases 70 to 816 code for a protein of 248 amino acids. Lineage: Eukaryota; Metazoa; Chordata; Actinopteri; Cypriniformes; Cyprinidae.
GUGAGGACUUGUGGCUCCCCGUCCCGGAAAAGACCGUCUGCAUCCUGUCGGACACAAGAGUCAGAAACCAUGAUCAAACGCAAACUAAACUUCAAGUGGUUUGGUAGUCUCACCAACCUCCGGCGGAAAUCAGACACCCAGAAGGACGAUGCCAAAAAGGUGUCCACCGAUGACUUGGGCAUGCAUCCACGGAGCCCGAGCUACGCCAGCUCCAGUGAAAUGUACACGCACAUGGGCACCAUGCCGCGUCACCCGAAGAAGGACAAAAGCUUGAAGAAGAGCAAGUCCAAGGACAAGACCAGCCUCAGUCGGAGUCAAAGCAUGAAACCUCCACAGGACCAUGUAGUUGAUUCCCCACUUCUCAGCGUACUCUCUGGGAAGGGCCUGGAGGCCCUGGAGAACUCCAUCUUAGAGGACAAGCCAGCUGUAGGAACCAGAGAUAAUCACAUUCAGAAUCGUGAACUUCCACCUCCACCAACUAUGGAUGGACACUCAGCAAAGCAGGAAGAUGAAGAUAAGGAGCCAGUAGAUGACUCCAAGCUACAUGUUGAUCCACCAAAUGCAUGUCUGGGAACGUCACCAGAUCUAUGUCAGAGCAAAGAGCCAGAGGUCCAGCCAGUGCUGCCCAAGAAGAGAUAUAAAGAAGGAGACACCUCCAUGAAGGAUGCUGAGGAGCUCCAGGUGGACAAUAACUUGAUUCAGUUACCUCUGAAAAUCGUCAGUCAGGUGGAGCAGAAGCAAGCAGCAUUGGAAGAUGCUAAAAUAGGAUCAGACUGUAAACAAGACAGUCAGGAAGAAAAAGAGCCUAACAGGUAA